Molecule: messenger RNA, 1263 nt
Organism: Porites lobata
Lineage: Eukaryota; Metazoa; Cnidaria; Anthozoa; Scleractinia; Poritidae
Source: the annotation of a GenBank genome assembly
AUGCAGGAUGUGCUUCGCUCUGUCAAAUCCGGGUAUCCAAACGUAACGAAGGCCUAUUCUCGGCAGGACAACGCUGGAUGCUAUCAUUCGUCCGCAACGAUCCUUGCGUGCCCUGUAGUUUCGAGUUCUACAGGAGUCCAGAUCAGACGCAUUGAUUUCAGUGAUCCACAAGGCGGUAAGGGAGCUGCAGAUCGCCUUGCGGCCACAUGUAAGGCUCACGUCCGCAUUUUCAUCAAUGAAGGCCAUGAUGUCACGAAUGCCACUCAAUUAAAAGACGCUCUUGACUCACAUGGAGGAAUUGAUGGCGUCCGCGUAGCGUGUUUGGAUGCAGUCACAACGGCAUCACCAAUCAGCGAACCAGCGAAGAUCCACCAUGUCAGUAAACUCAACAACUUUGAGUUUACAGAAGGUGGUAUCAAAGCAUGGAGGGCAUAUGACAUUGGCAGAGGAAAAGAAAUCAAAGCCGAUACCUCGACAACAGGUAACGCACAGUCUUGAAGUUUUUGUUUUUGUUGUUUGUAUUUGGGACCCUCGACUAUUUUAAAUUUUCAUUAAAAAAACUUAAGGAUAGCUAAGAAACCCCUACGUAACCGGGAAGAUCAACUCAAAAGCAAUAAGAGCAAUGGAAAAAAUAAUACCAAUAUAGCAAUACAUACAAAGCUCCUAAAACUGAAACACAAUAAAAUAAUAUCUAUCUCUACACUGAAUUUGUUCGUUUACCCAGUGUCGUUUUGACACUUAUAAAUUUCCCUAUUUACAGAAUCCGAAAACAGGUGGCUAGAAUCUACAUUUUCUCCGGGGAAAUUCAAGUCUUUCGGCCAUAAAGAGAAAAAGCAUGUUGACGACGACGAGUCUCCCAAAACAAGAGAGAGUUCCAGUGACGUACAGGAGAGUCAGACAAACCAUGGUUUAUACACUUGCCCCGAGAGUGGAUGUACAAGGGUUUUCCAAAGACAUUCGGCAUUAACGAAACAUCUGUCCUCUGAGAAAUGCAUACGGUCCUUGGAAAAACACACUCUUAUGGAUCUUGCUAAGCUUGGCUGUCAGCAGGUUUUAGAAGAGGGUGUCGGUGUCGUGCCAACCUUAAGAACCACCAGCGUUGCAAACAAACAAUCCGGAGAACGUUUAACAGAGGGAUGGGCGUUGCGACCAGCUAAGAAGGCGUACCGUUUUAGUGAAAAGCAGAAGGCCUACCUCACUGCUAAAUUCAACAUUGGUCAGUCCACUGGACGGGAAAGUCGACGCAAGUCUUGUAGCAUGUGA